GAGUCGGCCCGGUGAGCACUGUAUCAUUGCAUUCAAACUGGUCUCCGAUUCCCUCUCCCUCCAAGAGAAACCCCAUUGAAUACUCGUCGCUUUGUAUUGCUUUUUGUUUUGUUACAUAACCUUAUUGCCGUUUGCUGAAAACGAAAUUCGCUCGAUAAAGCUUUUACAUGCUGUAUGGCCUGUCAUAGACUAUAUCAAAAAUAACGAGAAAGGAUACUUCGAAUGUAUGAAAAUGGUGGACUGUUCUUUAAAGUAGUACCAAGGAGAAGAAGAAUACAUAGACGCAAGAAAUACCUUCAAUGAUAAAUCAUACAUGGAAUUGCUUGUUGAUAUACUUUCCGAGAAGAUACUUUGGAUGAGCUACGUAACAUGGCUCGACGCUACCAAUUCCGGCACAGACUAACGGUACACCACCGGUCAUCAACUUUCUACACCGAGAAUGCCAGUAUGUUGGUCAUUUUGGCUGUUGCCAUGGCAACGAUCUUCACGAUAAGUUAUUUCACGGCUAAUGCUUCAGAACUGAUGGCCAAUCGAGCUAGACCUGUUAGUACUUCAAGAUUAGCUAAACGCCCAGAGACACCGCCACCCGCAGAACCCAUGUCGAAACAUAAAUCUGACCAGCAUUUCACUCCAAAUUUGUGGAAUUUUGUGGUAAAUGAAGCAGAGAAGCUCUUCCUAUACCAACAUUUCUUAGAAACACCAUGGAAACGAAAUACAACAAAUAAACAAUUAUGGAGAUCGGAAUGGCAGGAUUUAUCUCCCAAUUGUACUGCAGAAAAAGACUUUGUCUUGACACAAACAAAUGUAAAAGAGAACGAUUCCCUGGUCUAUAGCUUGUAUCGAAAGGUGAAAGGUAAAGCCAUGAAGCAGUUCAAAGUCACCAAACAAUUGAUGCAAAAUAUUCCAAACGCUUCACCACUUGAUGGAGUUCGACUCGGUCGGUGUAGUUUAGUGGGGAAUAGUGGCAUCCUACUCAACAGUAACUGUGGGAAACAGAUUGACCAGGCAGAUUUUGUAUUCAGGUGUAACACAGCACCCAUAGCGCCUUUUAGAUCUGAUGCUGGGAUGAAGAGUAACCUUACAACUAUGAACCCAAGCAUCAUUGAAAGAAGAUUCAAUUUUCUAAAAGAAGAAGAGAACAUUACGUCAUUUGCCAAGGCGGUGUCACAGUACAAUGGUGAUAUCUGGCUACCGUGCUUCGGAGUCCAGUCACACACGAAAACAUGUUUGAAAGCGCUGGAUGUAUACGAGGAAUUCAAUCCAAGAUUAUUGGUCGCUAAUCCAGCGCACUUUCGUCUCGUUUGGGAUUUCUGGAAGCAAAGGAAAUUUGGAACUGAAACUCUAUCUACAGGGUUCUAUUUGAUGCAUAUUGCACUGAGCGUGUGUGAAGAAACACAUCUCUAUGGAUUCUGGCCCUUUUCAUCUCAACUGGACCCAUUUCCUGGACAGGUCCAUGACGUUCCAUAUCACUACUUUGAUGGUCUUAAGGUUACCAAGAAUCAUGACAUGAGCAAAGAGUUCCAAGUUCUUCUGCAGAUGCACAAGCACGGUCUGCUCCGAAUGCACGUUGGAAAAUGCUCAUAGCAUUUAUAUCAAACCUUGAUUAUAGGAAGGACUUUCAACAGGGACUAUUUACCUUUCUGGCAGUCUGACUGUUGAUUAGAGAGCAAUGGAGCAGAUAAACAAGCCAUUUGAAUACUUCUCCUGCGCAUCGGGAAACGCUACGACAUCCCUCUCAUUGAAUAUUUUCAUGACAUUCUGAUUUGAAAAAAAAGGAACACUGGCGACACAAGUGUAUCUUGCGUGCCACCAAAACGGGUCUUGAUUGUAUACUCGACAUGCUCGAUGGUUUCGUUGGUUUUUCCAAUCCGUUGUCAGCCAUACACGCUCCCGCCGUAUGUAAUCAUAAUGUGCUAUAGUCUUGCCUUAAGUUGGUGCUGAUUGAAUUUUGCUUUGACAUUCAUCAAUUAUGAUAAGGUAAUUUGUAUAUGAUAGAAGUUUACUUUGUUACCAACCAUCCCAAAACCAACAAUAUUUAAGUCGCCAGGGAAUAUUCUCUAUAAUAGCAAAUAUAAUAAUUUAGUUUUCAAUAUGCAUAAAUCAGACAAUUGGCUUGUCUAAAAGAUUAAUUUUUUUUUUAUAUACUGUCAAACAUUGAAUUUGUAAAGUUUAAUAAAAGAACAAAAAAGAUUCAAGAGUUACUUUGACACCAAUUUUGCGGACUGCUUGGAAGUUUCACUGACAUUGUAUAGUUAGUGUUCACAUCUCAUGCUUCAACCUCAAACUUUGUUUUCUCCUUAUUUUUAGAAGCUGUUGCUGAUUUUCUUCUGCAUUCAAUCAAGUGCAUGUGAGGGUUAUGUUGAUCAAUUUUGACAAGCUACAUAUCAUUUCAAAGCUUAUGAUGAGCCAUUUCAAGCUCAAUGAAAGUCUCAAAAUUAAUUUUGAAGCCAAAUCCAACUUAAUGUUGGUUUGGGGGUGGCUGGUAACCUAUGAUCCUGUUUCAAACGAUCCUGUAUAUUGUUGUUCAUUGUAAAUUCAUUUCGAGCUACAUUAGUCCGAAAAUAUAUUUUAGCAUGUAUGACUGGCUGUAGAAAAAUGAAAAUUGACCUCCAACUCGCAGACACUGUGGCCCGUAUUCUGAACUUGAGUUUGAAUUAUGGUCUAUACUUCUGUUUUGGUACAACUAUUUGAGACUUUAUUUUACAAAAAAGGUUCAAUCUAUCAGCUCAUAUGACACAUAAAUCAUUCAUAAUUGUCUGGGAGUGAUGACUAAAACAAUUUAACAUUACAAUAUGGGGAAAGGAGGUAAUCAUAACGAAAAUAUAAUACAAGCAACAAAAAAUUGACCUUUUCAGCUUGUCAUAUUUUAAACACAGAGUUCCAUUCGUCAAUCUGAACUUCAGAAUACGAUCCUGUUCGAUUGUAGUGCUUUGAACUUUUUAUGAAUUUCAGUGAGUGAGUGUGAAUAUAAGGGGUUUAAUUUGAAAAAUGAAAAAAUUAACACGAAUUUCAAAUAUUGUUCAAACUGAGUAGAUAUCUUGACAUUUAGUAAUACAUGAUUUGUGUAUAAUUUAAAAUGCAAUUGUUUUUAUCGACGGAAUAAAAAAAAUGGUGAAAUAUUUAAGAAAAUCAAAGAACUUUACCCAGUUAUGGGUAAAUAAAAGGAAAUAUUUGUCAGGAAAGUGUAGGGUUAGUUGACGAGUGGUGAAAAUCAUUUCGCCAUUCUAAAUAUUAAAAAUUAUUUGAAUCCAUUGGUUGCUCUACAGGGUUACAAGGUUCUAGUUGAAUAUUCGAGAGAUAAAAUACCUCAUCUUCUGUAAAGAAAAAGAAAAAUAAAUGGUGAAAUGCAUGUUAUAAUCCUGUUUCGUUAUUUCCAUGAGUUUGAUUUCACAUAACACUUUGCACAUGAUUUCGUGUCUAUAUUUUACUCAACAAACAUGUUCUUUCUCUAUACCGAAUAUUGGGUAUACUUUUACUCAAUUAUUUUAGAAGGGUGAGUUAAGUUCUAAACUGUAGAACAAGUUUAAAUCAAUUUCUAAGGAAUUCUAGGUCUUAUCUCCUUAAUUUAUCAUUCAUGGCAAAUGUUUACUAUGUAUUAUGUACCUAAAUAUUCACUUAAAUUUAUUUUAUACUCGGGUUAUUAUUUUCUUUAAAAUUAAUCGGGAGUUUUAUGAACACUAUCAAUCACUCAGAAUUUGAAUAUUAUUCAUCAUUGGUGAAGGAGUUGGCUACGAGUGCUCAAUAAAUGUGUGGUCUGAACUUUCAGAAGACCUUCACGAA
Molecule: messenger RNA, 3780 nt
Organism: Lytechinus pictus (painted urchin)
Lineage: Eukaryota; Metazoa; Echinodermata; Echinoidea; Temnopleuroida; Toxopneustidae
Product: alpha-N-acetylneuraminide alpha-2,8-sialyltransferase-like
Exons: 8
Coding region: 370-1584 (404 amino acids)
Biological process (GO): N-glycan processing; oligosaccharide metabolic process
Molecular function (GO): alpha-N-acetylneuraminate alpha-2,8-sialyltransferase activity
Source: RefSeq, a predicted model, not a curated record